This is a messenger RNA of Quercus lobata, 1296 nucleotides long. RefSeq names its product serpin-ZXA-like. NCBI's taxonomy places the organism in Eukaryota, Viridiplantae, Streptophyta, Magnoliopsida, Fagales, Fagaceae. Bases 1 to 1164 code for a protein of 387 amino acids. The transcript has 2 exons. The record is from RefSeq and is a predicted model, not a curated record. Gene Ontology annotation, molecular function: serine-type endopeptidase inhibitor activity.
AUGGAACUCGGUAUGCACAUGGCUUGGCAACUCGCUCUCAAUGAGAUCAACCAGGGGGGCGAUAAGAAUGUCGUGAUGUCUCCAAUCUCAAUCGGCAAUGCAUUGAAUUUGCUGGCCUUUGGUUCAUGGGGUCGUACCUUGGAGCAAUUUAUGCAGUUCCUUGGAGCAAAGGACUUGAAUGAUCUCAAAGCCAAGUCCAUGCUAAUGGUUGAAGCUGUAGCACCCAUCGAGGGCAACAACCAAGGACUAAGUCUUGCUUCUCUUAAUACCCUUUGGACUGAUCAGGCUUUCUCUCUCAAGCCCUCUUUCAAGGAGUUUGCCAAAACCGUUUUCAAAGCAGAAGCCCAAACUCGUGACUUUGUUAAUCAGGCCGAGAUGGUAAGAAAUGAAGUGAAUUUAUGGGCAAAGAGUGCCACAAAAGGGCUCAUAAAAGAGCUUCUCCCACAUGGCAUUAUUAAUCAAGAUACAAUACUCAUCCUUGCCAAUGCACUUUAUUUCAAAGGAGCUUGGUUAAAUGCUUUUAAUGUGAAAUUGACUCGACAUGAAGAUUUUUAUCCCCUACAUGGAAAACCAAUUCGAGUUCCCUUCAUGAUCGCAGACACAGAGAAGAAACAUUUUUAUGGAUCUUUCAAAAACUUUAAGGUUGUUAAAAUUCCAUAUCGAAAAGGACAAGAUAACAGACAAUUCUCAAUGUAUGUCAUUCUUCCUGACAAGAAAGAUGGAUUACAAGAUCUAGUUCAAAAUUUCAAUUCCACCCCAGAGUUAUUGGGUGAUUGCUUUGAGGUCGAAGAAGAAAAUCUUUCCAAGAUGUGGAUUCCAAAGUUUAAGUUUUCAUAUGGAUUUGAUGCUUCAAGAAUCAUGCAAAAUAUAGGAUUGACCUUACCUUUUGAGAUGGUUGGGGACUUCACAGGAAUGAUUGAUUCUCUUGAAAGUGACAAAGUUUUUCUCUCGACAAUAUUACACCAGUCUUUUAUUGAAGUUAAUGAGGAAGGAACUGAGGCUACAGCUUUGACUUUUGCCCCUGCUCUACCUGGUUAUUCACCAUAUCAGCCUCCACCUCCAAGUUUUGUGGCAGACCAUCCGUUCAUAUUCACGAUUAGAGAAGAGAUAUCCGGGGUCGUGUUCUUUGUUGGAGUUGUACUUAACCCGCUUAUGAUUAAUUGAUAUUUGUUUAUGCUAAAGGAGGUUUGAUGUGUCUUUCAAGGUUAAAUUUUAAAGGAGGUUUGCAAAUUUUAGUUUUUCUUAGAUUAGGGUGCUGUUUGAAAGACCUUUAUUAUAUGUUUUGUUAUUUUUAUU